AUGGCUUCCCUUCGUUCGCCGUCUCCCGCGAGCGACGCGUCCCGGCCUGCCUCGCCACAGUUAACCCCCAGGUCGAAGCUCCAGGCCGAACUCGCCGCGUUGGACGAGAGCUCAGGCGAUGAGGAUGCACGCCCAAUCAACAGGAAAACUCUAUUCAAGUCGCCCGCCAAGCCGACUGGCAGAAUUAGCGAGACACUCCACGAAGAGGACGGAGACGAUAACGAUGAAGAGGACGCUGACGAGGAUAUCAUCCGGCCGCGAGGCAGGCUUGCAGCACGCAUGCAGGCCAACGACGACACAGACAAGCAGGAACUGGCACCCAAAUCUCCACAAAAGGCACCAGAAGCUGUGAACGAGCCAAUGCAAAGUGCCAACGACGUAGAUGCUGGUGGCAAUGGCAGUAACGACGACGACGAUGUCAGCACUGCACCGCGCAAACGCCGGAUACGCGCUGCUCGUAGCAGAACACCCGAGACAGCACUCAACCGGGAGCAGAGCCCUGCAUCGCCGGGCCUCUUCGUCUCCCCAAACGCUUCACAACGCUCAGCCGCCGAGUCGGACAGCGACGCGGACCUACCCAACAACCUGGCGCAGAAUUCGCGUUUUCAGGCCUUGGUGGCCCGGAAGCGUGAACAACGCCUCGCCAAAGAGGCUGAGGAGAAGAAGAAACGCGACGAGCGCGCCCAACGCGUAGCCGAGGCGUUUCCGGACGCGGACGACGACGAUGACGACAUGUCAGACAUCAGUGACGACGACGCGGGCCGUAAGCUCACGCAGGAGCUCUCCCGCCCUUCGGCUCGCAAGGCCAGCAAGAAGGCCCUGGAGGAGAUGAACCGCGAGACGCAGCGCUUGAGCCGUAGCAUGCAGCUGGCUCACGAGGCCAAGACCAAGAAGAAGAUCAGCAAGUCUUCGCUCUUUGAAAGAUUCAACUUCAAGACGCCUGCCCCUCAGGCGCCACAAGAGAUUCCUCCAACGAGCUCCAGUCGGCCAACCACUCCUGUUUCGGCUGCUCAGACCGACGCCGAAAUGGCCGAGGAGGCAACGCCCCCGAGCUCUCCUCCCAGCGCUGUGAAGAAGAUGGCAGCAUUGAAUGUCGGUGCAGUCCAGGAGCAACAAGCAGAUGCCAUCCAGCAGGAGGCUAAGGAAAGCGAGCUACCUAGUCUUGCCGAUGUAAUACCUCCGGGCAAAAGUCUUGAUAAGGGUAAAGGUAAAGCGACUCUCGCAGACCUCGAAUCACCCAAGAAGAAAACACCCAGCAAACCGAAGCGCCAAUUCCGUGUCAAGCUGCCGGCCGUACAAGCCAAUAUGACUACCAUUGACCUGGAUGAUGAGCUAGAAAUCGAGCAGCCCAAAAAGCAAAGCAAGAUUGAUGCCAUCUUCAGCCGCGUGCCCGCACAGCAGACCAAGGAGGCACGCUCGGUACACGUGUUGCGGCAACUGGCUCACGUGUCUUCCCCGCCCCAGGAUUCUCGCAAGAGGCAUCAGAAGCCUUCCAUGACGGUCGGCGAGCUGCAGCUGAACUUACAGCAGCGCGCUCGUGCUCAGGCCAAACUCGAGCGCGAGCGCCGUCUGGAGGCGCUCAAGGCAAAGGGAGUCCACGUGCAGACCGAAGAGGAGCGCGAGAAAGAGCGAGAAGAAGUUGAGGAUAUUGUCGCCCGGGCACGCCAGGAAGCCGAAGAGAUCAUGGCUCGAGAGCUCGACGAUGCCAAGAAGGCCAAGAAGGAGCGCAAGGAGAAUGGCGAGCAGGACCAUCUGGACUGGGAUGACAGCGAUGACGACAGCUUUGUCGGCAGUGAUGAUGAGCCGCUUCAGCCCAUUGAGGAGGGCGAGAUCGAGUUUUCGGGCUCCGAUGAGGAGGAGAACGACGAAGUGGAAGAUGAGUCUGCUGGCAAUCCUAUGUUCGACGAAGAUGCCGAGGAAGCAGAUGAGUCUGAAGGGGACGAUGUGGACGGGGUCGUUGAAAGCACAGUGACCGAGAAUGAGCACGAUGAGGAUGCAGACGACACACCACGCGCCACGUCGAAGUUCCGGCGCCCAAGAAAACACACACAGAUCCUCUCAGAUGACGAGGACGAAACGCCUGUUGCAGCUACGCCUAAGCCAAAGUCUGCCUUCUUCAAAUCACCAUCUGGCCCCAAUUCGGACUACCCGAAGGCUCCCACUUCUGUCCUUCGCUCGGCAACCAAAACCUUCAUUCCUGGUCUCUCCGUGCCAGCGGCAUGUCCUGCUGGCCUAGGUCUUACCCAGAUCUUCGCUGGAACCAUGGAUGACAGCCAGGCUGCAUCAGCAGCACCCACCAGCGGCUCGCCUGUUGAGUUCAUGCCCAGCUUUGAGAACUUCCCGGAUUCCCAAUUCUCUGCCACUGCCGGCACCUCACAGCCUGCUGGAGAGGACAUGGUUCUGGACAGUCAGACUGAAACCCAGAGAGGGAAAGCGGAGACUCAAGGAGUUCAGCUUAACUUUGAGCAAAGUCAGAUGCAUGGUUUUGACUCCUUGAUGCAGAUGGACAACACGCAGGCCUCUGACCUGCUAAACCCAUCCCAAGACACUGGAUUCGCAGACUUCUCGCCUCUAAAGCGACGCUUCGUUGAUCCCCCCCACAGCACGGUCGAUACUGUCCUGCUCAAUGGAAGUCCUGCUGCCGACCCUGAGGUGGACGUUGAUCAGAUGGAGUCACCCCUUGUCCGCAGGCGCGGUAAGCUUAUACAGCGGCGCGAAGUCUCCUUCGCGGAGGAUUCUACUCUGCCGCCUACGGCAAUCCCUGGUUCUCCGCUGGUGAAAAUGACAGCUGCGCCUAGAGCCGUGGAUGCCGAAGUAGAUGACGAUGGCGUCUCUGCCUUUAGGCUCAUGGCCAAAGCUGCGCGCCGAAAGAAGCGCCAGGAGAAAUUCGAUGCGAAGAAGAGCAAGGCCAAGGAGAUGGUGGAGGGUGAGGCCGAGGAGUCUGAGGACGAGUACGCAGGGCUUGGUGGUGCCGACGGCGAAGACUCGUCUGAUGACGAGGACUUGGAGGAGCUGCGAAAGCAGAUGAUCGAUGAUGCAAAGGGCAAUGAAGACGAUGAAGGGAAAUUGGCAGCCUUCUUUGCCGACCGCGAGCGUGCAGCAGACAGCGCCCAAGUUGAUAAGCUGUUCCGGGAUAUCACGACUGGUAUGCUGCGCAAACGCCGCCGUGGAGGUGGUGGCGGCAACGGAGACUUUGACCUAUCAGACUCUGAUGACGGCGGCGAAGCCCGUCGCCGUCUCAAGCGAAAGCAAUUCGCCAAGAUGCAGAAGGCCCUCUUUGCUGAUGAACGUAUCGGUAAGAUUGCUGAGAACCCUCGCAACGCCGCUUUCAUGAAGAGUAUCGAGGAUCGCGACAGCGACGAGGAGAUGGGCUUUGACGAGCCGUACUUUGUUGAGGAGGAGGAGGACAGUCAGCCCCAGGACAAUAACCAAGCACACGCGGAGCAGAGUGAAGACAGUGUCCCUGACAGCCAACCGCAAGCUUCGACAUCGCACAAUACCACCAAUCUGGGUCGUAAACGCACGCGGACGGAUUCUGCCGAAGCGGCGGCCCGCCCGCCGCCCAAUGCGAAGAGGACAAAGGGCGGUCCUCGGCCUACUUCCAUCGCCGAUGUCCGCCGUUCGCUGUCAAGCCUCCUGGGCGAACCAAACCUCAGCUUCGAGUCCGUCAUCCCGGCCACGGACCCAGCCGAGCCCGAUAGCGAGGACGACGAGCAAAGCCCAGCGGCAGGCUCCCCCAACAAGGAGAACCGCCGCCCCGGUUCCGUCGCCGUCGUGGACCGCAUCUCGCUGAAGCGCUCCGGCUCCUCCAAUCUCAGCACGUCGUCCAAGCUGGCCUUCGCCGCCGCCGCCGGGUCCUCGUCGGCCUCGUCGUCGGGCGCCGGCGGCUUCAAGGUGCCCGCGCUCCUGCGCCGCGCCACCACCAACUCGCUCAUGUCGCAGGCCUCGUCGACAUCGACAUCCACAUCGACGUCAUCCGCGACAACGCCGGCCACGCACGGCAGCGGCAGACACGGCGCCGCCGGCACCGGGUUCGGCGACGACGCCAAGCUCAAGAAGAACGCCGGCAAGCGCAGCGGCGUCAACUUCUUCGCGCGCGAGAACGAGCGCCGCGAGAAGCUCAAGGAGAGCGAGCGCCGCCGCGAGGAGCGCAAGUGGAAGGGCGUCGAGGGCCGCGGCAAGGUCGUCGGCGGGCUAUUUGGGGGUGGCAGUUUUGAGUAG
Neoarthrinium moseri is the source of this 4221-nucleotide messenger RNA. RefSeq lists its product as uncharacterized. Gene Ontology annotation, biological process: mitotic DNA replication checkpoint signaling; activation of protein kinase activity; mitotic G2 DNA damage checkpoint signaling. The record is from RefSeq and is a predicted model, not a curated record. Gene Ontology annotation, molecular function: anaphase-promoting complex binding. The coding region runs from base 1 to 4221 and encodes 1406 amino acids. The transcript is spliced from 2 exons. NCBI's taxonomy places the organism in Eukaryota, Fungi, Ascomycota, Sordariomycetes, Amphisphaeriales, Apiosporaceae.